Triticum turgidum subsp. durum (durum wheat) is the source of this 1317-nucleotide messenger RNA. The record is from the annotation of a GenBank genome assembly. Lineage: Eukaryota; Viridiplantae; Streptophyta; Magnoliopsida; Poales; Poaceae.
AUGUACGGCGCCAUGAAGGACCAGGCGGUCGCGCUGGUCCGGCGGGCGGUGCAGGAGGACGACGCCGGCGACUACGCGGCCGCGCUGCGGCACUACGUGCAGGCGCUCGACUACUUCGCGGCGCACCUCAGGUACGAGCACAACCCCAGGGUCCGCGACGCCAUCGCCGCCAGGCUCCCGGGGUACGUCGCCCGCGCCGAGGAGAUCCGCGCGCUCCUCGACGGCAGCCCCGCCCCCUGCGGGCCCGGCGGCGACGGCGUGGCGGCGGCGGCGACCAGGAAGAAGGACCCCCGCGGCGGCGGGGACGAGGAGGACGAGCGCGCCUCGGAGCGGGCCAAGCUCCGCGCGGGGCUCCACUCGCUGAUCGUCUCCGAGAAGCCCGACGUGCGGUGGAGCGACGUCGCCGGGCUCGACGGCGCCAAGCAGGCGCUGCAGGAGGCCGUCGUGCUCCCCGUCAGGUUCCCGCAGUUCUUCACCGGCAAGCGGAGGCCGUGGAGGGCGUUCCUCCUGUACGGGCCGCCGGGGACGGGGAAGUCCUACUUGGCCAAAGCCGUCGCGACGGAGGCCGACUCCACCUUCUUCAGUAUAUCUUCGUCGGAUCUUCUUUCGAAGUGGAUGGGAGAAAGCGAAAAGCUGGUCGCAAACCUGUUCGAAAUGGCUCGUGAAAAUGCCCCCUCCAUCAUCUUCAUCGAUGAAAUUGAUUCUUUGUGUGGCCAACGUGGAGAAGGUAAUGAAAGCGAGUCUUCUAGGAGGGUUAAGACGGAGCUGCUCGUCCAAAUGCAGGGUGUUGGCCAUAACGAUGACAAGGUCCUUGUUCUUGCUGCUACAAACACUCCAUAUGCUCUGGAUCAGGCCGUGAGGCGACGUUUCGACAAGCGCAUCUACAUUCCACUGCCCGACCUUAAAGCUAGACAACGCAUGCUCAAGGUCCAUCUCGGCGACACCCCCCACAGCCUGACCAAGAGCGAUUUCGAGAGUGUGGCUCACCGGACAGAUGGCUUCUCCGGCUCGGAUAUCGCCGUCUGCGUGAAGGACGUGCUGUUUGAGCCCGUACGCAAGACGCAGGACGCCAUGUUCUUCUUCAGGUCAGAGGACGGCGGUGGCGGCACGUGGACGCCGUGCGGGCCAAAGCAACCGGGGGCCGUGCAGACCACCAUGGAGGAGCUCGCGGCGGAAGGCAUGGCUGACCAGAUUACCCCGCCUCCGAUCUCCAGGACAGACUUCGACAAGGUCCUUGCGAGGCAGAGACCGACGGUGAGCAAGGCCGAGCUGGGAGUGUACACGAGGUUCACCAGAGAGUUUGGGGAGGAGGGCUGA